AUGCCUGCUACGCUGGACAGUGAAGAGGGCCUAGGUCAACUGGAGGUCCCUUCGACACCUGAGGCCCUGCAGGUAGUGCAGGAGAUCCUGACGCUAUCAGUGCCACCCACACCAGCUAUGGUGGUACCACGGCCCGGGUUGAUAUCGGAUGCUUCGGACCUAGGCUGGGGUGCGCAUCUCGGCGACCUCCAGACCCAGAGCAUGUGGUCUCUGGAGGAGAUGACAUUGCACAUAAAUGUCAAAGAGCUCAGAGAGCUCUCUGUCAAGAGGCUCUCCGAUUGUGGGAUUUCUGCAUCGAGCACACAAUCCACCUGGAGGCAGAUCACCUCAAUAGAUCCUUUUUCUCUUGCUUCAUCUGGAGGUAGCCCAGACACUCUUCCAGAGGUGGUGUCUUCCUUCCAUGUUAAUCUGGACAUCUUCCUCCUGGUGUUUUGUCCUAAGCUGCACACCACUAGUGAGGAAAGAAAGCUGCACGCUCUGGAUGUCAGACAUGCCCUGGCGUUUUACUUGGAGCGUACCAAGCCCUACCACAAGUUGAACCAGCUCUUAAUCAUGACAGCGGACAGGAUGAAGGGCCUUCUGGGGUCCUCACAGAGGAUCAUCUCCUGCAUCUGGACCUGUUACAAGCUGGCACAAGUCCCACCACCCGCCGAUUGUGAGGGUCCACUCAACCAGAGAUCAGGUGUCCUCGAUGGCCUUCCUGGUGCACAUCCCCAUUCAGGACAUUUGCAGAGCCACGACGUGGUCUUCAGUUCACACGUUGGAAGGCACUUACCCAAGCACCCUGCAGUCAGCCACCUCUCCAUGAGUCCAGAAAGUCAAGAUAAUUCACUGCUAAAAAGGGAUGAACAAAACCAUGAACUUCAUACUCCUCCUCUGAAUAGUAACUUCUCAGGAUAUAACCAAAAGAAACUUCAGGAGGAAAAUACUAAAUUAAAGCAUGAACUAGAAGAUUUAAGAAGUCAGUAUGCCCUGCUUAUAGAAGAAAGGAAGAGUGAAUGUUUUGAUGAAAGACGUGUCCGUCUUUUGAAGGCACAAGUAAUGCAGCUAGAGCGGCAGGUGGUCCUACUUACAGAAGGAUUAAGUUCUCGAGCAGUCCUUAUGCUGGAAUUAAAGAAUUCCCUAGAGUCUCUUAGUGAGAGACUCAGGUCUUUACUUGACUUUGAAAACCAUUCCUCUGAAGUACCAGUUGCCCGAGCUGAACUUACACAAAUGAUUGAAAUAUGUCAGGCCCUGAGAAACAGGCUGCAAAGAAACCAUCAAGCAACUGGUAUGGAUAAUCUUGCAUUAUCGUGGAUGAUAUCAAGAAGAAACCUAGAAAAACAACCUAUGAUCCUCAUAGACCUUUGCUAUGGGAAGAUAGAAAACGUAAACCUACGAUAUCUGAGUGCUCUUGAAGGAAAACUCAGCAAGUUGUUCAAACACCUGCUUGCCAUGAGGCAAACACUGAGCUUCAUACUUGCCCCAGGACAAGAGUCCUGUGAGAAAGCUCAUCGGAUACUACCAACUGCUUUUUAUGCUAGAUUGCUAAAUCAUGUGACUAGAUGUCAUCAAUCUCUGGAGGAAUGCUGCAGUGACUUGCUUGUUUUGACACUUAUUGUACCAUCUGCACCUUGGGUAAAACUGGAGUACUCCUUGAGCCAAGAAUUCACGGUGGAGAAUGUGCUUGCAAUAUUGCCUGCAUUUCCCAAGGGUGCCCCUCAGCAACGGGCCAAAAGGGCUGCAGAAGCCCUGGUGAAAGCUUCUAAUUAUUCCAGACUAAUGGCAAUACAACAGAUACAUGCUCUGCAAGCUGAACUCAAUUUCCAUAAAAGCCUAUACAACCUCCAAGUUAAGUACACUGAAGCUGUUUUUGAGGGGAUAAAGCAAGCCUACCACACUUUUCAAGAGAACGUUGUGUCAGUUCUAUGUUCACCACUACAAGGUGAUGAGGCCCUGUCAAGGUUUGGAAAAGAGUUCUUCUUCUCUUUGGAGAAUUCACUCAAAGACUGUGGGGAACAAUGGGAUAAAGCAGCCAGUGAAAUGGAAACUUCACAAACUGAACUGGCUCUAGCCUUUGAAAACCUUCAGAGCUUUAGAAAGGAACGAAAAAAGAAGAAAACAGAAUCCAUUCCUCAUUUUACAAAGUCUGAAGUGGGGGAGAGUGCAGGAGGAGGAGCUGCAAGCGGCUUGGAUAAGAUUUCAAAAGAUAACCCAGUGCCAGAUUCAACACCCCUGCCUCCUCCACACAGUGAGAGACCUUUGCCCAACCAUGUGUCUGCGAUGGCAGAAGCAUCCAGCAACUCAUCAUCCAAACGGCAGCAGCAGAGUUCUAAGGGGUUAUUCAUUCACCAAAAGGGGAAGAGCUCCCACAGGAGUAAGAGCAUGAAGACCACUGCAAGGCCACCUUGGCAAGAUUAACCAUCACUUUAUCUUUAAUAUCUUUUUCUUCAAAAAUGGUUUGAGCUAGUUUGUAAUAUUUUGUGUUAUGAUGAACUCCAGGGGCACAACUUUGCUAGGUGUUGGGAAAAGAAUAAGUCGGGGGGUUGAGGGAACUCAACACCUUGUAAAUGGUGUUGGGAACCUCAUAGGGGGCCUGAUCAAAGCUCAUUGAAGUCAAUGACAAAAUUCCCAUCCAGGGGCUUUGGAUCAGGUCCUUAGUUCAUGCUAGAAUGCAGCAAACCAGAAGGAUAGAAGUAGAUGGCUGGUGUUAAACUAGAAUGAAUAGCUUUUGAAGAGGUAAUAUACACACUCAGCACAUCGACUGUACUAAUGUUAUGCUGGAUGUAUGUGCUGUUUCAUCACAGAUGUGUUUUUACACUUUGUGAAGGUUAUAGAAUGACUAAAAAAAAAUCGCUGGCACCAGGCUUGGUUUUGUUUCAUUACCAAAAGCACAUAGGGGACUUAACAGACCACAGCCAUCUGACAAAUGUUUAUAAAUUUGUUCUUCUUUGACUUGGCAUCUGUAUUGAAAGGAAAUCUCUCUAGAUUCCCAAGCUCAUGUGAAUGAUAAAUCUCUUGAAUGCCCCAAAUUACUACAUAUGCAAGGAGAAGAGAAUUGUGUUCAUAAUGUUUACUGAUAACAAAUGGUUUUGGAGAGCCUUACUUUACUGAGAAUGACAAUGUAAAUAAGUCAGAAUUGAGUGUGUAAUGUUCCUGUUUUUAAAAUUUGAUAUUAUAUUUUUAUUCUAAAUCACCUUUUUUGUUAAUUCUAAAGAUUAUAAAGUUUUAUUUUCUGGUGAGAAAAAUUGAAGUUGCAGACAUAGUAUUUUUGUUGUAUUUCUGUUACUGUUCUUCCUUCCUUUCUCUUAGUACUAGUAAGAUAGGAAGGUCCAUUGGUCCAUUUAACUUUCCAAAGAGCCUGGAUGUUGGGAUGGGUGCAGACAGAAAUGCAAUAACUGAAAUAUAUUUGCUUGUGUCAUUUUUCUCUGUUGUACCAAAAGCAAGUGUUUUGCAAUGGUUACACCAACCACUUCAAGAGAACAGCUGUGAAUUCACAAGUGGGAUUAAUUUGGUGGCUGUAAUAGCGGUAACAGAGUAAACGUAGUCAAAAGACCAGCAUUUUGGGUUUGCUUUUUUUAUGUCUUUUAUGCCAGUCAUAUGUCAGAAAGACAGGAAGCGAGAGCUUAUUAACUUGGACUGAUUUUUCCCUGUGGGGCCGACC
Molecule: messenger RNA, 3643 nt
Organism: Caretta caretta (loggerhead turtle)
Lineage: Eukaryota; Metazoa; Chordata; Testudines; Cheloniidae
Source: RefSeq, a predicted model, not a curated record